Messenger RNA from Austrofundulus limnaeus, 2717 nucleotides. It is a transcript of the gene bdnf, whose product is annotated as brain-derived neurotrophic factor. Gene Ontology annotation, cellular component: dendrite; axon; synaptic vesicle. Lineage: Eukaryota; Metazoa; Chordata; Actinopteri; Cyprinodontiformes; Rivulidae. The record is from RefSeq and is a predicted model, not a curated record. The transcript is spliced from 2 exons. Bases 1673 to 2494 code for a protein of 273 amino acids. Gene Ontology annotation, biological process: positive regulation of peptidyl-serine phosphorylation; cell surface receptor protein tyrosine kinase signaling pathway; neuron projection morphogenesis. Gene Ontology annotation, molecular function: nerve growth factor receptor binding; growth factor activity.
AAUAUGUGCAAUAAUACCAGCCUUUCAAUGCGUCAGAGCAACUUUUCAGCAACUGUCAAAAGGAGGCAUUUAUCACUUUAAUCCCCACCUGGCCCAGAGAAUAAACGGCGAGGGUAAGUUACACAUCCCCGCCGCUCCUCCGUGCAGACGAACAGGUGGUCAUCCAGAGACGUGAAAGCCACACAGAGUCCCAACACUCACCUGCUCCCAUUGUUCGUGUGUUGUCAUGGAUAAAGGCGUGUUUGAUUAUUGCAGGGCUUUAUUUCCCCUCCGCUCUGCGUUAUCAGCUCGGCGCUCACGUUUAGGUGGCUGAAACUUCACUUUAUUAUGCCUGGAUUUUAAUCAGUCCAGUUUCAGGAACUUUGCUCAUCCCACGUUUUUUAAUUMUAUUGUACAAUCCACAGCAAAUCGAGCGUUUGUCACAUUUCGUCUCAGAUACAAGGCACAGAUUCUCCCACAGCAAUUAAACGAUUCAUUGGUUUUUAUCGUGUUUUAACAGGAUGCUGAUCGAGAGCAUGAGCCGUAUUGAUUGUCCUGAUGGAAACAGGAAAUCACAGAGAUAGAAAUAAAAUCAUCUGUUGUUCCCGGCGUGAGGAUGCCCGGGGGAACGGCAGGCUAUUGCGCACUGUUGAGUGGCAUUACCCCCAGCAACCACCUCCCCUCCAUCCUCUCCCCUAUGGAGACCUGGAAGAGACGUCAUCCGUGGUUGUUAUGCUGCGAAAUGACGCCGGCGCCCUCCCUCCCCCCCACCCCCUCCUGCUACUGCAAUAUUACCCCUGUGGUCUGUUACGGAAGAUGCAGCACUCCUCGUCUGCACCAUUUCCAGCAUGAAGUUUGACGCCUUAACAGUAAUCAGCCCUCUGCCGUCAUUUCCCUCGUGUGGAAGUGGAACCAUUUGAGCAGCGAUGCUGAUAAUAAUAUCAGCCUAAAUGCAUCCGACACAUAAAGCUCGAUCCCGUAAAAAAAAAAAAAACAACUACGUGGUCCUCUUUGCUGGGAAGCCCGGAUGAAAAUUCUGGUUAUUUGACCCAAAACAUCAUUUGUUAACAGUCUUCAGUGAUAAUUUGAUAAGCAGCUCUUUGUUUCUGGUGUUAUGUGAGAGGAAAAAUACCCCCAUAUCUUAACACACACACAUAUACACACACACAGCAGCCCCUCCCCAUGCCCUCCCUUUAACACACACACACACACACACACACACUCUGGAAUAACGCGUCACAGAGCUCGGGGAAUGAGUGGCUCAUUAAGAAGAAGGAUGUGAUAUUCUGAAUAGAGACUGUGAGACUCCCAGCACGUCUAUUUUUAGCAGCCAUAUCUCUAUGGCACUCGCAGCGGUGUCGGUUAAUUGCAGCCCCAGCCCCAGAUAUUCCAAUUAAGAAUGAAACAAAUGCUUUUAAGGUGGGGUUUCGCUCCUCCCUGCCGGAGAAGGUCCUCGCGUCCAUCCUUGGAGGAGAUGUGUUUUGCCUGUGUCAGGUGUGGGACAUGCGGAGUGCAGUCAAAGCCUCAGCUGGGCUAUUUUUAAAUGAGCCUCUGUGGAAAGCGAGAUCUAGAUUUUUUUUUUCCUCUUCUCUUUAUGGUUGCUUUUAUGUCUCUGGCUGUUGGAUGUUCACCAACUCAUUGAUUUGCUGUGAGUCUUUAGAGCUUCUUGGAGUUCCACCAGGUUAGAAGAGUGAUGACCAUCCUGUUCCUUACUAUGGUUAUUUCAUACUUCAGUUGCAUGAGAGCUGCGCCCCUGAGAGACGCCCCGGGCAUGCGGGGCCACCGGACGGAGGGCUACCUGGGCGCUGCUGCGACGGCCGCCCGGGCGGGCCACGGGACUCCGCAGAGCGGCGGCGGGCCGGGCCAGCGCGGGGAGCUCCCCUCGCUCACAGACACGUUCGAGCAGGUGAUCGAGGAGCUGCUGGAGGUGGAGGGCGAGGCGGCGGCGGCGGCGGCGCAGCUGGGACAGGGGGCCAAGAGCCAGGGAGGCGGGGGCCCGUCGCCCGCGGCCGCCGCCGAGGCCAAGGAUGUCGACCUGUACAACUCGCGGGUGAUGAUCAGCAACCAAGUGCCUUUGGAGCCGCCGUUGCUCUUCCUCCUGGAGGAAUACAAAAACUACCUGGACGCCGCCAACAUGUCCAUGAGGGUGCGGCGGCACUCCGACCCCUCGCGGCGCGGAGAGCUGAGCGUGUGUGACAGUAUUAGCCAGUGGGUGACAGCUGUGGACAAAAAGACUGCAAUAGACAUGUCUGGGCAGACAGUUACCGUCAUGGAGAAGGUCCCUGUCCCCAACGGCCAACUGAAGCAAUACUUUUAUGAGACCAAAUGCAACCCCAUGGGGUACACAAAGGACGGCUGCAGAGGAAUAGACAAGCGGCAUUAUAACUCCCAAUGCAGGACAACCCAGUCCUACGUGCGAGCGCUCACCAUGGAUAGCAAAAAGAAGAUUGGCUGGCGGUUUAUAAGGAUAGACACUUCAUGUGUAUGCACAUUGACCAUUAAAAGAGGGAGAUAGUGUAUAAAAUGUAUAGAUUUUAUUGAAGAGUUUAAAAAAAGAGAAUAAAGAGAAAAUAUCUAUUUGUAUAUAUACAUAACAGGGUAAAUUAUUCCGUCAAAUGAAAAAUUUUAUGGACUGCAUGUAAAAAAAAGAUGAAGUUUAUACAGUAAAAGUGAUAUUACAGUCUAUUUAUUGAACAUAUUCAUGACCUUGUAAACAAUUAAAAAAAUCUGAUCAGUCA